CACAAGCAUUACUAUUAUACCACCCCUCUCUCUCUCUCCAUUUCCCAAACAGUUCAAUUUCAGGAAAGACACAUAAACACAAAGGUAGAGAGAGUGAGGAGGAAAGUACCAAAUGGCUAACUGGUCUGCUGAGAAUGCUACUGAAGCCUUCCUCAACACCCUCAAAAUGGGACAAAAAGCGAAUGAACCCGACGUAGGGGAGUUCAUUUCAGCCAUGGCGGCGGGAAACAACGCGCAGCUAAUGGUGGUGGCAUACGAAGGAUCCGCCGACCACAAGGUCCUAGCUCUGGCUGCAGCUGCCGUGCAAACCGGCGGGCGGGUCGUCUGCAUAAUUCAACGACAAGAAGAUGUUCAUGUAUCACAAGCAAUUAUGGGAGUGAAAUCACAUGAUCACCGAAUAGAGUUCAUGGUGGGAGAAGCUGAGAAGCUUAUAAAAACCCAAUACAGAGAAGCAGAUUUUGUUCUGAUAGACUGCAAUCUGGAAGGCUACGUGGCGGUGGUGGAGGCCGUUAGAUCGAGAAGGAAGAACAACGAAGGCGCCACCGUGGUGGUGGGUUUUAAUGCGAUGAGUAAAAGAUGUGGAGGAGGCGGAUGGUUGGGGGGAUCGACGACGCAUCUUUUGCCGAUUGGAAAAGGGUUGAUAGUGACGAAAGUGGCGGCAGAGCUAUCGAAAUCCGGCGAUGAUGGGAGGAGAAUGAGGAGGAGGAGCCAAAGCCAGUGGGUUGUGAAGGUGGAUAAAUGCACUGGAGAAGAACAUGUUUUUAGGGUUAGGCUUCCACAGGGGAAAGUCAUUCAAGCCUGAGUUUUUAUUCUUCUUCUUCUUCUUCUUCUUUUUCUUUUAUUUUUCUCUGUUAGGAAAAUCAAGAAUCUUCUCUCUCCUUCUGCCAUAGCCAAGGAGAUGGAGAAAGGGAGUUUUUUUUCUUUCUUUUUUUUUUUUCUUUCAAGUAUUAGGGUUUAUUGAGAGAAGUAGUAAAAUCCUUAAAUGUAAAUAUAGCAAACUAGGGUAGAUCUAUUUUUAUUAGAAGUUAACUAAUUUUUCAUUUUUAUAAUCAAUAUUAUAAU
Molecule: messenger RNA, 1062 nt
Organism: Benincasa hispida (wax gourd)
Lineage: Eukaryota; Viridiplantae; Streptophyta; Magnoliopsida; Cucurbitales; Cucurbitaceae
Product: DUF1442 family protein (DUF1442)
Source: RefSeq, a predicted model, not a curated record